UCCAUGAGACCUGAUUUCCAUGAUUUUUCUUUCCUUUUCCCUCCAUUUUCUCACCAACCAAACACUCUUGUAGAAAAUAACAAGAAUUGAUCUCUUAAUGAAUACUUCAAAUUUCCAGAAAUCGAAUCACAUUUGCAUCAUUCUGAAGACUGCAGUUUGUUCAAGACUAUUUCUCUUAGCCCUAAUCAUCUUCUGGAGAUCUCUAUUCGAACCCUACGACACCUCCGCGCCUCUAAACCCUAAUUGCCUCUCUCUCGAAUCGCAACCUGCAGACACCGUUCUCUGGCCGAAGAUCGGGGCGGCAAUCGAAGGCAGCAUCGUUUGGGACGCCGUGUAUUUCGUCAGAAUCGCGCAAUGCGGCUACGAAUACGAACAGUCCUACGCGUUUUUGCCUCUUCUUCCAAUUUGCAUUUCCUUCUUGUCUCGAACAGUAUUCGCGCCACUGAUUCCACUAAUUGGGCAUAGAGCUGUGCUGGGAUUAUCUGGCUAUGUACUCAACAACAUUGCCUUUGUGUUAGCAGCAGUUUAUUUUUACAAGCUUUCAGUUAUUAUUUUGAAGGACAAAGAAGCGGCAUUCCGAGCUUCAAUAUUGUUUUGCUUCAAUCCAGCUUCCAUAUUCUAUUCAUCAAUAUACUCGGAGAGUCUGUAUGCCCUAUUGUCUGUUGGAGGAGUGUAUCACUUAAUCUCCAGUUCAAAUAAUGUUGCUGUGCUUUGGCUUGCUCUGUCCGGUUCUGCGAGGUCAAAUGGAGUUCUUAAUGCUGGCUACUUCUGUUUCCAGACUAUGCACGAGGCUUAUGAGGCUAUCUUCCUUAAAAAGCGUGCUUAUUUGUCAGUGCAGGUUCUUCUUGUUGGAGUGCUGCGUUGUCUAUGUAUUUUUGUUCCAUUUGUUGCUUUUCAAGCAUAUGGGUACUACAAUAUUUGUCUUGGACAUUUUCCAGAUGAAAUGAGUCCUUGGUGCAAAGCAAGAGUACCUUUGGUAUAUAAUUAUCUUCAAAGUCAUUAUUGGGGAGUGGGUUUCUUGAGAUACUUCCAACUAAAGCAGUUGCCAAACUUUCUGCUUGCAUCCCCAAUAUUGUCUUUAGCACUAUGCUCAAUUAUCCAUUAUAUGAGGUUACAGCCUGAAAUAUUUUUCUCACUGGGUUUCCGAGCUUCUCCUGAGGAAAAGAAUUCUGCAGCUGUGCUUUUUUCUCUGGGAGCAGAUAAAAGAUCGAACAGUGAUCAGUUUUCUAAGAAAUCCAUCCCUCAGACACAAGAAAAUCACAAUCUUAGACGGCGGAAACAGCUUCAAGGAGAGGAAUCUGCUGCAUCUCCUACUGGAUGCAAAUCAUCAGCAAGGCUAGGUUACUUGUCAGCCUUUGUUCUCCCCUUUGUUCUGCACUUGGGAUUCAUGGCAGCCACAGCAUUUUUUGUUAUGCAUGUGCAGGUCUCUACCCGGUUCUUAUCUGCCAGCCCUCCUCUUUACUGGUUUGCCUCGUACUUAAUGGUGUCCCGUGGUGCUGGUAGAAGAUGGGGAUAUUUGAUUUGGGCAUACUCUGCAGCUUACAUCCUCCUGGGAAGCUUGCUCUUCUCAAACUUUUACCCCUUCACUUGAGAAGCUCCCGCAUCGAUUUUUUCUUCAUCCAAGCAGAACUUUCCCAUUGCUGAUCUGGUUCUCACCAUGUUUCCCAGUCCAGUUUUGAUUGUAUGUUCUGCUUCUACAUAGGAUCAACCUCAAAGUUUUCGUCCUGUUAUCAUUGAGGUAUCUCUACCAUUAUCAUUGGAGCUGGCAUUUUGCUGACUUGGUGUAGGAACCAGUGGAUUUGAGACUCAGAAGCAUGGCGAUUUGGGAGGACUGAGAAAAGGAGGAAGAAGAGCAGAAGGGCAGUGGCAUGCAUGGAGGCAUCAUCAUGGAAGGACAGUUUUCACUUAUCACCCUUUCAGGGACAAACCCUAGGGGUUAUUGUUAAUGCCCCUUUGUUGGAAUGAAAAUAUUCAUAGUACAAGAUUUGUAAUAUUGCUAGGCAGCCCAUGUUUUCGAAAAUAGUUUUCAAAGAAGUUUUUUGCCACACUU
This is a messenger RNA of Vitis riparia (riverbank grape), 2050 nucleotides long. Its product is annotated as GPI mannosyltransferase 2. Gene Ontology annotation, molecular function: alpha-1,6-mannosyltransferase activity; GPI mannosyltransferase activity. The record is from RefSeq and is a predicted model, not a curated record. Lineage: Eukaryota; Viridiplantae; Streptophyta; Magnoliopsida; Vitales; Vitaceae. Gene Ontology annotation, cellular component: endoplasmic reticulum membrane; mannosyltransferase complex. The transcript has 8 exons. Bases 98 to 1591 code for a protein of 497 amino acids. Gene Ontology annotation, biological process: GPI anchor biosynthetic process.